AUGCCUCCUCCCGAUUCAAGUUACGUGCCUUUUGCGAACAGGGAAACUAGUUCCCCUCAUCGACCUUGGACCCCGUCGUCCAGAGUGUCCGAAUUUUCACGCCCGCCUCCUUCAAAUGUGUCUUACGAGCCUUCGGAUCUCAAUGGAAGCCCGAGGCCUGGAACUCCGUCGUCGCGAUAUGGAGGAAGCCCGCGCCGCCCUUUACCCCCGGCACCGCUCUUCUCGAACUCGGGUCGCAAUUCGCAAGCUUUUGCCGACGACGCAACUGUAUCUAUCCCUCUCGACGGUAGCGACGAUGUCUUUGGCCCAGAGACUGAUCUCAGCGAUUCUCGUCCACUCCCGACCCACCGUGACUCCUUCAUGUCAGGUUCUCAAGAAACACUAAACGAGGAUGCAGAGGAUUACGCCAAGGUCGAGCACUACGGCCCGGCCCCAGACGGUGCUCAGGAACGGAGAGGCGUGCGAGCCCCUCAAAUGUCCAAAAAGGAGGUCCAGCUCAUCAACGGAGAAUUGGUCCUGGAGUGCAAGAUUCCCACCAUCUUGUAUAGCUUUCUUCCCCGUCGUAACGAGGUCGAGUUUACCCACAUGAGAUACACAGCAGUAACGUGUGAUCCAGACGACUUCGUUGACAGGGGAUACAAUUUACGACAGUCCAUCGGCAGAACCACUCGAGAAACAGAGCUCUUUAUAUGCAUCACCAUGUAUAACGAAGACGAAAUCUGCUUCACCAGGACAAUGCACGCUGUGAUGAAGAAUAUUUCACACUUUUGUUCUCGGUCUCGCUCAAGAACGUGGGGUGAGAAUGGAUGGCAGAAAAUCGUUGUGUGUAUCAUCUCGGAUGGCCGUGAAAAGAUUCACCCACGAACACUUGACGCCCUGGCUGCCAUGGGUGUUUAUCAACAUGGCAUUGCAAAAAAUUAUGUUAACAACCGUGCUGUCCAGGCUCACGUGUACGAGUAUACGACUCAGGUCUCGCUGGACGCUGACCUGAAGUUCAAGGGUGCCGAAAAGGGCAUCGUUCCGUGCCAGCUGAUAUUCUGCUUGAAAGAAAAGAACUCUCGCAAACUAAACUCGCAUCGUUGGUUUUUCAACGCAUUUGGAAAGGCACUGAAUCCCAACGUUUGCAUUUUACUCGACGUGGGAACACGGCCUGGAAGCAAUUCUCUCUAUCAUCUUUGGAAAGCGUUUGACACCGAUUCAAACGUCGCAGGCGCCUGUGGCGAAAUUAAAGCCAUGAAGGGAAGAUUCGGAUCCAAUUUGUUAAACCCCUUGGUUGCCUCACAGAAUUUCGAGUAUAAGCUAUCAAAUAUCCUCGAUAAGCCGUUGGAAUCUGUGUUCGGCUACAUCACUGUCCUUCCCGGCGCUCUUAGCGCCUACCGAUAUCAUGCCUUGCAGAAUGAUGAAACUGGACAUGGGCCGCUUAGCCAGUACUUCAAAGGCGAAACGCUUCAUGGACAGCAUGCCGAUGUAUUUACAGCCAACAUGUACCUAGCUGAAGAUCGUAUUCUGUGCUGGGAGCUGGUAGCUAAACGAGGCGAGAGAUGGGUACUCAAAUAUGUGAAAAGCUGCACAGGAGAGACUGAUGUUCCCGAUGCUGUCCCAGAGUUUAUUUCUCAACGACGACGUUGGCUGAACGGCGCUUUUUUUGCGGCUGUUUACUCCCUCGUUCAAUUUCGUCAGAUUCUAGCCACGGAUCAUACCAUCGCACGCAAGAUUCUGCUUUACAUUGAAUUCGUGUAUCAGUUUGUACAGCUCCUAUUCACGUACUUUUCACUUGCGAACUUCUACCUUACUUUCUACUUUGUUGCUGGUGGUCUUACAGACAAGACAGUCGACCCCUUUGGUCACAACAUUGGCAGCGUGAUUUUUACCAUUCUGAGAUACACAUGUGUACUGCUUAUUGCAACACAAUUCAUUCUCUCCCUUGGUAAUAGACCACAAGGAGCCAAAAAGCUCUAUCUAGCUAGUAUGAUCAUAUAUGGGGUGAUUAUGACCUAUACCAGUUUCGCCUGUAUCUACAUUGUGGUUCGACAACUCACGGGCAAAAGUCAGGAUUUUGCAAUCGGCAACAAUGUUUUCACGAAUCUCAUUGUGUCAAUGACGUCAACAAUUGGAUUGUACUUUGUGAUGUCAUUCCUCUAUUUGGAGCCGUGGCACAUGUUUACGUCGUCCUUGCAAUACUUCCUACUUCUGCCGAGCUACAUCUGCACUUUGCAAGUGUACGCCUUUUGUAACACGCAUGAUGUUACUUGGGGUACUAAGGGUGAUAAUGUGAUCAAGACAGAUCUUGGAGGUGCUGUUGGCAAAGGAGAAACGGUUGAACUCGAAAUGCCAAGUGAACAGCUUGAUAUCGACAGUGGCUAUGAUGAGGCACUACGAAACCUCCGUGAUCGCCUUGCUGUCCCUGCAUCGCCUGUCAGCGAGGCACAGAUGCAAGAGGACUACUACAAGAGUGUACGAACGUACAUGGUUGUUACCUGGAUGAUUGCCAACGGUAUACUUGCAAUGGCCGUUUCCGAAAUCUAUAGCAAUAAGGGAAUCGGGGACAAUUUCUACCUGCGCUUCAUUUUGUGGGCUGUUGCUUCGUUGGCUAUUUUCCGAGCACUAGGAUCAACAACGUUCGCCAUUAUCAACGUGAUCAACAUUGUCGUGGAGGGUAGGAUACGCAUGAAUGUCAAGGUUCCGACCUGGAUGGGUGGCUUCGGAAGCAAAAUUAGCGAGAAGGUUAGCAGCGUUGGAAGCAGCCUGAAGAGUUGA
Metarhizium brunneum ARSEF 3297 is the source of this 2757-nucleotide messenger RNA. It is a transcript of the gene chs-2, whose product is annotated as Chitin synthase 2. NCBI's taxonomy places the organism in Eukaryota, Fungi, Ascomycota, Sordariomycetes, Hypocreales, Clavicipitaceae. The record is from RefSeq and is a predicted model, not a curated record. Gene Ontology annotation, molecular function: chitin synthase activity. Gene Ontology annotation, cellular component: cell septum; cell periphery.